Messenger RNA from Closterium sp. Yama58-4, 501 nucleotides. Lineage: Eukaryota; Viridiplantae; Streptophyta; Zygnematophyceae; Desmidiales; Closteriaceae. The record is from the annotation of a GenBank genome assembly.
AUGACAUACCAGUCCUAUCCUAGUAGCGCAUUCACCUCGACUCCCAGCCCGGUGGGAGCUUCGAAGCCCACUAGGCGGCACAUCGCAUGCUUCGCCCUCACCUCCGUUUCCCCUCUCGUUCCGCUAUUUCCGCUUUCGUCCCUCCCCCGAGCAGCGCCGACACCGAAAGGAUGGCGAAUAAUCUGCGUGGGCUUCGGUUACGGUAACCCUGCCGACCCGUGGGGCCCUACAGUGAAGAACUACCAUGCUGGAGCAGUACACCCAUUCGAUGUAGUCAUGUUCCGAUGGCUGUCGGGCCAGGUGCACAGCGUCUACAUAAUGGAGGACCCGGUCAAAUACGCCACGUGCAACGUCAAGGGCACCAAAGAGCUCUUCCGCCCGUCGGGUGCGGGGCACGUGUUUUGGAUCCCGCAGCCCAGCGACCUGGGGAGGACGUUUUACUUCGUCAGCAAGGGCAAGGAUUGUCUCAACGGCAUGAAGACCACUCUCAAGGUCACGUAG